Molecule: messenger RNA, 3666 nt
Organism: Laetiporus sulphureus 93-53
Lineage: Eukaryota; Fungi; Basidiomycota; Agaricomycetes; Polyporales; Laetiporaceae
Exons: 6
Coding region: 1-3666 (1221 amino acids)
Molecular function (GO): protein binding
Source: RefSeq, a predicted model, not a curated record
AUGUCAUUCUUCACACGGAAGAAGCAUGCUCCCCCGCCUGCAGCUGCAGUCAUCGUCCCAUCUGCGAGCGCCGCCCUCGCACAGCUUCAGCAGGUGCAGGCCCAACAGCAGGCCCAGCAACAGGCUCAGCAGCCACCUGCGCCUAAGCAGCUUUCGAAGGAGACGAGCUAUGAUGGCUCUUUGAAUGGACGUGGGAGCCCAAACGUUCACGGACAGCAGAACGGCAUCCCGCCACAAGUGCAGGCACAACGCCAGGCUCGAAACGGCAGCGUCUCCGUUGAACCGGGCAAUGGCAGCCCACAAAGCACCCAGUACAAUUCUUCGCCGUCUCAACUCCAGUCUCAAGGCCCGUCUGGGCAACAGCAACAACCUCAGGGCCAGCAGCAGCGGCCAGCGUAUCCAUGGUCGCAACGGCGGCUCAUCCUUCCGCCUCCCGUUACGAUCCCAAAGCCUGACCAGCGAUGGUAUAUGUUUCAGAAGAUGGGUCCGGCACCGAGCCCCCGUUCUGGGCAUGCUAUGGCCUCCAUGGGCUCGCGGGUGUUUGUGCUUGGUGGUCUCGGAGGAGAAUCAUUGAGUAGCCCUGCGAAGCCAGAGGACCCAACAAUCGUACAUAUUUUGGACACCAAGCACAUCAAGUAUCCAGACUCGAACAAGCUGCCACAAACCGGUGCACCUUCAAUAGGCCGGAAAUCCUCCAUUGGCGCCUCGCAAAACUCCACAUCGCCAGCGCCGGGCUCAGGACCGAUUAUCAACGGUUUGCGACCUUUGUCCCCAGAGCAGCAUGGCUCAGAUGUUGAGGACGUCCGUCGAGCGAUGUCUCCUUCCAGCCAGCGGUCAGAUACUAAAGCGCCAACUGGCGUCGCAAUGCAGCAGUCGCUUUCGACUAUCUCCAAGAGCAGCAAAAGCGCGAUGCUUACGGUGGAGGACAGCAUGGAUGGGGGCGACAGCAGCCCUGAGGUGUCUUCUGCAGACGUCCGCGAACGGGCGACAUCGCCCGAACAGAAUCGCGCGAAGAGCCCAGUCUACAACAGCAGCCGUGCCACGUCGCCAAUGGUACACAUUGAGAGCCAGGAACCUCCGAGCAUGGCUAGCGUCGCCAUGGGAUGCAAUGUGCUUUCUGCGCGCAGCCCCUCGCCUAACGUGGAUAGGGGCAAGCCUCCUGCAGAAGCAUUCUACAUGGCGAAGCCGGGCUCGCCUUCGCCUAAUGGUUCUGCGCUUCUAAAGCCUGCCUCGACGGGCAACGCUCCUGCCAACCUGAUCCGGGACCUCAAGGACAGAGAGGUAGAAAUAGAGACAAUGAAGAAGCGCGAGACAUGGAUGAAGGCGGCGCUGUCGAAGGCGUCCACAGCUGGAUUUGUGUAUGCCGAAUUGGAAGAGGAUCUGUUGAAGCGGGCAGACGACGAUGAUAUUGAUGGGCAGAAGGUCACUGAGCUGAUCAUCAGCUUCAAGCAGCUGAGAGCGCAGAUUCAGACCAGCGUCGUUGACCAGGCAAAGGCAGCGUCAGAUCGGAUUAUGGAGGCUGAACGCCUACGCGCGGGUGCUCUGCAAGAAGCAGCGUUCUACCGUGCCAAAUUGGCUGCAUUGGAGGUCGGCUCCAAAGCGGAUUAUGUGAGACUGGAACGCGAGCGCUCCGCUGACUUGGAGAGGAAACUUUCCGUGGUGGCGACCGAGCAGGCGGAGAAAGACCGCAGGAUCAACGAACUCUCCGAAGCCCUGGCGACACAGACAAGACUCAUGGAGCAGGCAGAAGCGCGCGCUGAGGAUGCUUCGAAGCGCGUGGAUGUCCUCUCUCAGUCGCACGACCGAGAGUCAGAAGCAUAUCGGGCAUUACAGGAGAACUAUGCUGCAAUGGAGACGAUGUAUAGGGACCAGACCGACCGCCUUCUUACACAGACCUCGUUGCUCGAGCAGCGGGAAGCGGAGUACCUCAGGUCUCAAUCACAGUUGGCAGAGCUGACAGACUCACACGAGAAGCAUAUGCGGGCGUUCGAACUAGCGCGCUCUGCAUUGCAAACCGCUUCGAGUCGCGCUGAGGAGAUCGACACUCAGAAUAUGCAUGCCCGAGAACAGAUCGCGCAGCUGGAGACAGAUUUGGCCGACCUGAGGGGAGAGCUCGAAGCCCGCACGACGGAGGUGGAGAAUGCCCGUAUGCGGAUCCGGGACGUGGAGAAUUCAUGGGCGAAGUCGAGAGAGGAAGCCGAUGCAUUCAGGGCGUUGACCACGGGCAACUUGGGCGAGUUGCUUGACUCGUAUCGGGACCUCAAGAGCGAUGAGGAUCGCGUUUCACAUGGCCAUGCUGAGAAGUUGGAAGCUCUACAGCGAGAGAUCACUUCGUUACGCGACAUGCUGAAAGAUGUCACUCGUCGUGCCGAUGAGACGCAGGAAGAGUUGACACAAGAGCGCCACAAGGCACGGGAUGCAGAGACAGAGACCUCAUCGCUUCUCGCUCAGGUAGCAGGUCUGCGGAUGCAGCUUUCCAGUGCGCUGGCCGAGAGUGGCCGGUUACGGAAAGAUCUGGUGUCGAAAGAGUCCGAAUACCAGGCGCAAAUGAAGGAGGCUUCAUCUGCAACUAUCCGUUUGGACGUUAUGCGCAAGUACUUGGCGGAUCAUGGCAUUGCUGUUGAUGGUGAACGUCCUCCAUCCGGUGGUGCUGCAUCGUCAUCGCGAGUAGCGGAUCUGGAGAGCAAGCUCGCAGAUCAACUCCGACAGCAAGAGAAUAUGGAACGGGAUCUGCGCUCUGCACUGCGUCAGAAAGAGGACGCUGAGACCCAGAUAGACUCUUUGUCUGCCCAGUUGGACGACUUGCGUUCAUCACAGAGACAGAACGGCACCGACAGUACUGCGGAUAUACGUGCGAUAGAACUUGAACGUAAGCUUGAGGAGACCGAAGCAUCGUACAAGGCACGCUUGCAGCAGCUUGAAGAGGACUACCAGCUCGCGGUACAUUAUGUGAAAGGUACUGAGAAGAUGAUGCGCAAAAUGAAAGAAGAGCUGAACAGGCAGAAAACGCUCAAUCAAAGCAUGCAGGUGGAGCUCGAUAGAGCAUCCAGCACGGAGCCGGGCUCGCGGUUGCGCGGGCUCAAUGGCCACGGCCGCAAUACACCCUCUCAGGAAGAUAGCCAUGAGUUCUUGCGCAACCAGCUCUCGGAUGCGCAGCGCCAGGUCCAACGCCUCAACAAUGACAAUCGCGAUCUGCGUGAGCGGAUCGGUUCAUUGGAACGGGACCUCGAGCACAUGAGGGACAACGUCAUCACUUCUCGACGAGAGUCUGAUGAACGCUUCUCACGCAUCGAGGAGCUUGAGCAAGAUAUCGAACGCUUACAGAAUUCCCUGGUAAUCGCUCGUGGAGGUCACGAUAAAACAAUUUUGGAGCAGUUGAGCGACGAGAAUUUAACCUUGAAACGCGAAAACGAGGAGUUGUCACACAAAAUUGGUCUACUUCUCGAAGUCGACCAGCCCACGUUCGGCCAAGGUCGGCCUAUGUCUGAUAUCUCGGAGCGUCGUGCGAGCACUUCAAGUUCCGAGAACGCCAUGGCAUUCGAGCAUCUGUCUACUCAAUUUGAUGACUGGCAACGGCAGCUGGCUAGUUCGAUGAGUAAUCGAAGGCCUCUUAUGGACUAUGACCCAACUUCUUCAGGACAUGAGCGUACGAGAUCGCGGUCGUGA